CAACGUUGAUAAACUACCAAAAGUCUUGGAAAUAGAUGUUGGGUUCAAGCUUUGCUGGAGGUGUUUUUGUGUUAAAUAUUAAGAUACAUUAUGAUAUUGACAGAAAUUCUGACUUGAUGCUGUAGCCGUCCGUUUUGUUCUCAGAAAAUAAAGAGAAAGAACCAACUAUUCUCCAACCCAGUAUCUCUGGCCGCUUACAACAACAUCAUGACUUGGAUUCAGAUUGAACCGUUACCGAAUCCGUAAAAUAAAAAAAAUAAAACAUUUUUAUUAUUCUUUUUUUUUUCUUCCGCGACGCAGGAAGACUGUUUUCCCUGGAAACCGUUUUCAUCGUUCGCACUUCCGGGUGUAGCCUGCUCUGGAUCUGGCAACAUAUAUCGUCGCUGCAGCACCUCGGCUCGGCAUCCCGGAGACUCACUAGUCCGUGAUCAGCAUCAGCCGAGGUUUAGAUGUGUGUUAGAUAGCUAGAAGCAACACACCGCUGGAAUCAACCAAACCAGGACAGGACGCUGCUCAAACACACAACACGGAAGACCAUUUCUUAUCACUACUACACCUCUCUACGUCAACUGUUGCUUCUUUUCCCCACAUUUUAAAUGAAUCUUGUAAGAUUUAUGAAUAACAGAGUUCCGUCCAAUAAGAGGUAUCAACCCACAGACUAUGAACAUGCUGCAAACUGUGCUACACACGCGCUGUGGGUAAUCCCCAGCCUAUUGGGCAGCUCUGUGCUGCACUUCCUGUCUGAGGACCAAUGGGAGCGUGUCUCAGCCUGGCUCUAUGGGGCGGGGCUCACCUCCCUCUUCCUCAUCUCUACUCUGUUCCACACGGUGACCUGGAAGAAAAGCCACCUACGGUCUGUGGAGCACUGUUUCCACAUGUGUGACAGAAUGGUGAUCUAUUUCUUCAUAGCAGCCUCCUACGCCCCCUGGUUGAACCUGCGGGAGCUAGGACCCUGGACCUGUCACAUGAGGUGGUUGGUCUGGGUGAUGGCCUCUGUCGGAACCACAUACGUCUUCUUCUUCCACGAGAGGUAUAAGCUGAUGGAACUGAUCUGUUAUACAGUGAUGGGAGUGUUCCCAGCCUUGGUCAUCCUGUCCAUGCCGGACCGUGAGGGGCUGUGUGAGUUAUUAGUGGGCGGUGCCUGUUACUGUCUGGGCAUGGUGUUCUUCAAGAGUGAUGGCCUCGUCCCAUUCGCCCAUGCUAUCUGGCACCUGUUUGUUGCCAUGGGAGCAGGCGUCCAUUACUACGCCAUCUACCGAUACCUCUACACGCCAGCAGCCAAUCAGAUGAAGACAUCCAGAUGACACACGGAGACCGGGGGCGAGGGGUGAUGACGUCACAGGAAGUUGAAGGAAGGAGUGGACUUGUGAAGAAGUGAUGUCAAGAAAGGAGGGAUGGAGAGAUGUGAAUUUAACCAUAGAAACGUGGAGAGAUGUGAAUUGAACCAUAGAAACGUGGAGAGAUGUGAAUUGAACCAUAGAAACGUGGAGAUAUGUGAAUUGAACCAUAGAAACGUGGAGAGA
Molecule: messenger RNA, 1523 nt
Organism: Salmo salar (Atlantic salmon)
Lineage: Eukaryota; Metazoa; Chordata; Actinopteri; Salmoniformes; Salmonidae
Product: monocyte to macrophage differentiation factor 2
Cellular component (GO): membrane
Molecular function (GO): pore-forming activity
Source: RefSeq, a predicted model, not a curated record